AUGGACGCACAGGAGGAGCGCCCGCUCUCAGAUGGAGACUGUGUCUCUUUUGUGCCGCGACACUCCCUGCCUGGCCCGUACUAUCAUUUGGAAGAGAUGCUUCAGUCGGCCACUGCAUGGGAGCAAUUUCCGGCCGUCCCGUUUGGCCCUGCUACGGCUUCCUUUUGCGUUGUGGGUGACAAUGGGUACAGGCGUGUCGCUGCGGACGACACUUCCCUUGUUGUUGACCGUGCCGCCCUAGUUCGUGACUUUGGGCUUACCCCUGGUACCGCUCUGGUGCAAAUGGCGGCUCCCCCGGCUAGCGAUGUUGCUUUGAACGGCUUCUACUGUCGGAAUGCAUGUGCUGUCUCGGACCCAUUUGAUAUUUCUGAGGUGGGGCGCGAGGCUAUCACUGCCUUGACGGUCAUUGAUUGUCGGGCCAUGCUCCAAGGUUGGCAGCUGUGCGUCUCCACGGAUGGUUUCGUCUCUUGUGGCGCCCUGCGGGAAGAGUUUUCGGUCUUUUGCCCUCCGGGAUGGUGCGUUCACCUUGAGGGCUUGGAAGGUGAUCAGGACCGCUGCCUGUUGCACCCCGGCAAGGUUAUUUAUGCGUCUUAUGUCCCUCUGCCGCAUCAUCCCGAGGCUGCUUUUGUCGUUGAGGGUCGCGAUAGUGAAGCUCCUACUGACGAUGAGAUGCUGUCGUCUUUGUCCAUUGGUACUGACCCGCCUGACUCUCCGCCCGCUGCUGGAGGCAUCGGAUCCAUCGAGAGAAGUUCUCGCAGCAGAUCUCCAUACCGGGGGAACUCUGCCCCUGAGCCGAGUGCGCCGGCCUCUGCUCAUGGCUACUUUGUGGCUCCUUUCCUUAUUUUCUCUCAGGAGUAUGUGCCUGAGCAGGUGAACUUGAUCAUGCCCGAAGGUCUUGAUACAGCAGAGGUGCUCCUGCGUGUGCAGCGGUGCAGGACAGAUGCCUCGCGGACACGCUUCCCCGCCCUGGAGGUUGUCUCUCCCCAAACCUCCGGUGCAUUUGGCGUUCUUCUGGCCUGGCCGGGCUGGUGCUCUGAGAUCUUUGCCGUUUUCGACACGACCCACGUUGAUGGCGCCAUCUUUUGUUGGGUUGUGUCCCCUGUUAUGAACAGGGAAUCUCUGUUGGCCGCUGCCGGCCUGGCGGUCUACAGUGACACUGAGGUCUAUGGACCAGAAUCAGAGCGUCCUUUGCUCCCCGGCGAGGAUUGCCGAAUGUUCAACGGGGGCUGUGUAUCCUUUGUGCCUGCCAGCGCCUCCCAUUUCGUGGUCUCGACUCUUGCUGAUAUGCUCCUGUCGAGCGCGGGGUGGAGUGUUGACUUUGCGGCUCCUGGCCCUCUUGGUCGUUGGGUCCACGUGUUGACCGAUACGGACCCUUGGAGUGUUGCGUGCGCUCUCGAGAGGCGACGUUUCUUGCGCCAAGAGGUGUCCGAGGCACUGACGAUCCCUAUUGUGUCACUUUUCCUCCAGCCUGCGAGGCCGCCUGUGACUGAUUUCUCUGACAGCGGUCGGCAUGCGGCAGAAGUUGUGAUUGCUACUCCGCGUCAUCCGGAGCCGGAGGGUUGUCACUUUUUCCUGGAUCUGCGGCCUAUCUGUUGUGGGUUAUCCUGGGCUGCCUCUGCGGACUGUAUGGUUGAUGUUGAGGCCGUACGCCAGCGAUGCGCGCGCCAGGGGCUCCCUGCUAGCUGUGUUGUUGUUCGGGGUGGCUCGGCUGUCGAGGGGGGCCGAGUUCGCGUUUUUGCUGGCGAGGUUCUUGAGGUUUGUCAUAUGCCUGCUGAUCCGGCCAGGGGCGACGGGGCUGUAUGUGAUGGCCCUGGCUCUCCCGCUUCUGCUCGUGGCCUUGAUGCUGAAACGGGGUGCUAUGCUUCCGAGAGUGCUGGGGCGCUAGAUAAGCGUCGGCGUCAAUCCGACCCCGCAGAAGAGACUGGAGGUCCUUCCUCUAGCUCUGCUUCAGUGCUCCCGGAGAACGCGUCAGUUGAAAUUAUGUCUGGUCCGGGCCCUCUGAAUGGUUCUGCUACUGCGGUGGCUGCUCGCUUGCUGACCGAACCGACGUGCAGCAGCCCGGGGCAACUGCAAGCCCUUCAAGACCUGAGGUUUGUCACCACCGAAAUGGGAGGAGAGUGGCCGUAUAUCCCUGCGGGCGACGGCAUGGAGGACCGCGUGGGAACCGACGACGACAUGUCGGAUGAGUUCUUGCUAGGCUCGGCUGUCCACUGGAUGCGAGCGCUGGUUUUGAAGCCCCUCUUUGCUCCGGAAGAUUUGCGCUUCGCCAUCCGACUUCCGGCUCUGAUUGAGGACGUUCGUCUUGCUGUGCGUGACGUGCGUCGACAUGAUCUGUCAGAUGACUUUCCCAAUUUAUUGGAAGUCUUCCCGCAGCCUGUUGCUGGCAUCUGCACCUUCGUCGCCAACCCUGCGUGGCUAGGGCUUGCCAUGGUUGCGUGUAUUGAUGCCCGUGAUGUCGACGGUCGCUUAUUCGCCACGCAGGUGCCGGAUUACAUAGACCGGCAGGAAGCCCUUUCGUUGGUUGCACUUCCCGCUGACUCUGACAUUCUUGUCGUUGUUGGAUUGGAUGAACAGCCCUUACUGGAUGGCGUCCAGGCCCAUGUGUAUCCGGGCAUUGCCUUGCGGUUCUUUCGGCCUGGUUUCAUGCCUGGGUUGCCUCAGAUUACUCUGGCCCAGGCGCUCCUGUCGCUGGAGGGCUGGGCUGAUGACAUUGGCCCCAUUCUUGCACCUGCGCAUGGGUACUGUGUGGUGCUUGAUAGGGGCUUCUGUUUCUGUGACAUCGACCCUGCUCAGCCCUGGCACUAUCGCCGCCGACUCUCUGAGGUCUCUGGAGUUCCUGAGUAUAACCUGACGAUUUGCUCAGCUUCGCCCCAAGUUUCUGAUGCGGCUGUCGAUGGAUGGUGCUGUCGUGCCCUGGUCCUGGCCAUACCUCGCGUCCCGGUGGAUGAGGGCCGUCGUGCUUUCUUCUUCUUCGUGGAUUGUCGACAGUUGUUCCAGGGGUGGAUCUACGGCGGCGCCUCCCACGACCGCGUUCUCGCAGAGGUCGUCUUGGAUGACCUCAACGCUGAGGCGCCUCUGGGUUGGCGCGUUGCGGUGAAUGGGGUGGUUGACGGCAGCGCAUUUCUCAGUGUUCAGCCCGGCGCUGUUCUUACGGCAGUUUAUGUUCUUGACGUUCCUUCCUCGGUACCCGGCAGCAGGCUUGUUGUUCCUGAAGCACAGCGUCCGAGGCCGAGUAUGGCCUCUGCUCCCCCCUGGCUCAGGCAGGCUGGUGUUGACCACACGGGCACGCCAUUUGACGCCGUAUUCUUCGUCUUGGCCCCUGAUUAUCUGCCGGAGCGAGUUGUUGUCUCCCUUAUCGCCCCGGCUACUUUGGCGCAAGCGAUGAGCGCGGCCAACUCGCUGCGCCAACCGAAUGCGCGCGCUCUGUUUCCGCGCUUGGUCGAGGUCUUUCCGCAGCCUGCCUUGGCGUUUGCUGUCGUUCUUGCUGCUCCUCGGUGGGAUUCCGAGCAUGUCCUGGUGUGUGUUGAUGCAUGGCUCGUCGAUGGGCGAACCUUUGCCAUUGCGGUCACUCCCGUAACCUCGUGGGGCGAGCUUCUGCUUGCGGCUGGCUACGCGCCCGUUGGCAACAUACAGCUGCGUGUUGGUGCUGCCGUCGAGCCGAUGGCCCCUGACGCUGUUGCUCGUAUUUCCGAGGGGGAUCGUAUCCGUAUCACUCCAGGUCCGCCCCUGCUUCCCUUUGCCUCACCGCUGCCUGAUCUGCUCCGUUCCGCGGGAGGAUGGGACCCGCAGGCUUUGUUGGGUGAUGAGCUUGACGAGGGACUGUGCCUUAUCACCCCCCGGCGCUGUGUCGAGCUGCUCGCCCAGGAGCUCCCAGUGUUGCCGCGGCGUGCUGCAGAGGUCAUAGGAAUCGAUGAGACAACUCUCCGACUUGUCGAGGUGAGCCCGUGCCCCUCAGGCCUCUGCAUGAGAGGCAGAGCCGGCGCGCAGAUGUUCCUCGCGUCUUCCCCCAACGAGGACGUCAGAGGUGGUGUGAUUGAUGCUCGCCCGUUGCUUCUGGGGUUGCACUCUUUCUUCCGGUCCGUCGCUGCAGUGGACUGUUCCGGGCUCCUCCCGGACUUUGACUGUCCCCCAGGCUUUCGCGUCGGUUUUGUCGGCGGAGCCUCCGGCAUUGCCCUCUCUUCUGGCUUUCGCGAGUUCCAAAACGGUGACUUGCUGACGGCUUAUUUGGUUGCUGCCGGAACCGAUGACGACAUUCGUGUCUUGACCUUUUCUGGGCCCGCUUCUGGAGCUGAUGGUGACAUUUGUGCCCCGCUCCAUUCUGACCAUGCUUUUGAAGCAGCCACCUCGGGCGGUGGAGGGGCUGGCGGAAGCGGAAUUGUUCCCUUCCUGGACGUUCAUGACUCAUCGUCGUCUGGCUCGGUUACGGUGCGGCGGGCGCUCUGGGGCGUGGAGAUGGCCAUGUGUGUUGGGGGAGCACAUACCUUUACUCCCGGCUCUUUGCCUAGUGGAGAUUGCCCACGUUCUGGCCGCCCACAUGGAGCCCGACGGGCCUUGCCCACGCCAUGUCGUGCUGGUCGUUUCUUCCUAGGGAAUGAUGCCGAUGCUCGUCGGGAUGUUCACGCGGAGGCUCCUUUCUUGCCUAUCGGCCCGCCUGGCCUGGCUGGAUCCGUUGAGGUGGGCGAUCCUGCGUCCCCCUCGCAUGACCGCACUCUGCUGGAGGAGAGCGUGCUCGAUCCUUCCUGCCCUGCUUUCUUCCUUGCUGCCACGCUUGUCGAGACUUUGUUUGAGCACUUUAACGUGCCGGCCCCAGCUGUUGGGACGGGCUUUCCAGUACUUCCGGCUGUUGGGGAGCAGAAUUGUGAGGUUUUUGAUGUGGAGAGGGGCGCAGGAUCAUGUGCCACUCCGCUAACUGAUGCAAUGUUUGCGGAUCUGGUGCGCUUUGCCCCGCUCGGGCGCGCUGCUGUACUGCCGAAAAGCCUGCCCCGCGCCGAGCGCUUUGAUGCGUGGGUCGGACGGGGCUCCCCCGGAAGGAUACCUGACGAUGCCACAGCUCUGUGCCUCACCUCUGACGGUUCCUUUAGUGCGGAGGGCGGCACCGCUGGAUGGGGACUUGUGGUCUCGGUUCUCACUCCGGGUGUGCCCUGCUGCCCUGGUGUGUAUGUGGGUCAUGCCUUCGGCGACUCGGUGCCCAUCUGGCGCUUCGGUGGCGCUGCAGAUGGUUGCCUGUGUGCCUAUGCUUCUGAAAUAGUCGGCCUCUUCUGGGCCGCCGUCGCCGGUUUCCAGUGCAAAUUUCAGGGCCCGCUCAUGUUUCUGUGUGACAAUGAGUCUGCCCUGGGUGCGGCGGCUGGGACCUGUGCCGAGCCUUCCUCUCUUCUUGCCCCGGAAGAGAUCAUGCAGCCCUUUCUCCGUGCCGUUCCCCCUAUGGGCCCGGACUCGAGACGGGUGGCCCUCUUGGAUGCGGCCUUGCACGCACAUGGGGUCUUUAUGGCUGGCCUGCAAGAGACCAGGACGCCGGAGGGGAUGGGGCGCACCACGCACUAUUGCAGAUAUAGUUCAGGGUGUUUGGAAAAGAGGGCCUUCGGUGUGGAACUGUGGGUUGCGCACGGACGCGGGUGGCCGGAUCAUUCCGCGGUCGUGUUGCACUCCGACUAUUCCCGCCUUUGCGUGCGAGUCUCCUUCCUUGGCCUCCAUGUGUUGGUACUGGUCGCGCACGGUCUACACAGCGGCCACCCGUCGGCGGAGCGCUCUCAGUGGUGGCGCGACACUGUGGCUGUUUGUUCCCGAGCUGGCUUCAAUGAGCUGUGGGUGCAUAUGGUGGAUGCCAAUUGCAAGCUCGGAGCGGUUCUCAGUGACAAUGUCGGUCCUCUUCAUGCAGACCCGUUUGAUGGCAUUGGCGAGCUUUUCCAUGGCCUCUUGAUCCAGUGCCAUGCGUGGCUUCCAAGCACCUUUUCUGACUCCUUCUCCGGGGCAGGGGGAACUUUCUCACAGAAAAGAUCAGGUGCCCUAGCCCGGGGGGACUAUGUAUCUCUUCCUCUGGAUUGGCGCCACGCUAGGGUUCGAGGCCGGGUAGAAGCCGCCAUCUCGGCGGGACACUCGAUACUUGACCAUUUUGCGGUGCUAGUGGACCUUGACCUUCGGCUCUUUGCGCCGGUGCGCAUCAGACGAGCCGCACGGAUCGAUGCUACAGCCCUGCUUCGUCCCGAGAAUAGUGCGGCCGUCUCUCGCAUCUGCGCUGCGGUGCCGCCUGUGGAGUGGUCAGUCAACGUCAAUGAUCAUGUUGCCGUGGUUGUAGAUUCGCUCUAUAGGGGCCUGGUGGCGGAGUUCCCACUGCAACAACGGAGGCUUAGCCGCCCUUACCUCUCUGAUGAGGUUGCGGGCGUGCACCGGCGUGUUGCUGCGGUGCGUCACUCGUUGCGAUGGCGCGUGCUCGCCUACCGGGCUACUCUGGUCAGAUGUGCGUUUGUUGCUUGGAACAACGGUGCUGCCUUUGUGGAUGUCUUUACCGGACGCUGGCUGCACGACCUGCGGGUGUCUAUAGCUGUGGCCACCUUUCAACUCCACUCCCUCGGUCGUGUUGUCAGGCGACUCUGCAAGCGAGAUCGUGCCGAUUACUUCUCUGCUCUCGCCGAUGAGGCCGAAGCGGCGCCUCCCGGCAAGAUCCACCUGGCCAUUAAGAAGGUGUUGCGCCCCAAGAAGUACCGCCGUGUCGGUAUGCAGCCACUUCCGCGCCUUGUCACGCCAGCAGGUGAGCUGUGUACAACGCCGGAGGCUGUGGCUGCUGAGUGGCGUCGUCACUUCGCUGACCUUGAGGGGGGCGACACCAUUGCGGUGACAGACCUGGUGCAGGGAUGUGUCAAUAGGCAACGAAGGCGAGGUACGCUCAGUGGGGUUUCUGAGUCGGAGGUCCCGUCCUUUGGGGAGCUGCUGCAUGCGUUGCAGCAGAUGCAGCCCCACCGUGCGUCGGGCCCGGAUUUGAUUCCACCAUCGCUGUGUGCUCGCUUUGCGGCCCCCAUGGCCGCCCUCCUAUGGCCUGUGUUGCUUAAGAGCGCAUUGAUGUCUACUGAAUGCGUGGGACUGAAAGGAGGCACCUUGCACCACAUUGGCAAGGCUUCCUCCUCCAAUUCCGCGUUGGCCUCCUCCCAACGGGGGAUCCUGCUUCAGCCAGUCGUGGGCAAGGCGCUGUACAAGGCGUUCAGGCGGCUUCCGGUGGAGCUCUUCGAGCGACGAGCCUCACCGCUUCAGUUCGGAGGCCGCAAGGGCCUCUCCUUCGAAAUGGGGCAUUUUAUCACGCGGAACUUCCUUCUCGCUGCUAAGCGGAUGGGUGUGUCUGCGGCCGUGGUCUUCUCAGACCUCGCCGCCGCCUAUUAUGCCGUUGUGCGGGAGGUGAUUGCCGGAGCCAGCCUCACAGAUUCGCCUCUCGAAAGUGUGAUUUCGACCCUUGGUCUGUCAUCGGGAGACUUGCAGGAGAUCCAGCACCACGUUUUCGAGGCCCCUGUGCUGGAAGCCGACUCGUGUCCGACCUUGCUCCACUCCCUUAUCAGGGAGGCGCACGCGGACACUUGGUUUCACGUAGCGGGCGACUCCACGAUCAUCCGGACGACACGGGGCACUCGUCCCGGGAGCUGCCUGGCGGACGUGGCGUUUAACCUCCUGUUCCAGCGGGUCCUGGAUCGCCGAGGGGCCUUUUCUGAUGAGAUCACACCACGGUUUUGGUGGACCGGCGACAGGAGACUAGUACCGUACUCCCCGGCUGCUCACGGGCGCGAGCAUCGUGCCAGCGUCUGUGACGUGGUGUACGCGGACGAUCACGCGGCUUGUGUGCUGUCUCGCACAGCCGGCGGCCUAACGCAAGCUGUGGCGCAUGUGAUGGGCCGUUCGCUCGAUGCUGUUGCCUCACAUGGGCUUACGGCCAACUUCGGUCCUCGGAAAACGGCCGCCCUGCUCGUUCACAGGGGUUCUGGGGCCAAGCCCGCGCGUGACUCCCUCUUUCGGCGUCAUCGUGCCAAAUUGGUUGUGCUGCGGGAGCACAGCGGGCCGGUGUGGCUCGAUGCGGUUCCCUCGUAUCGACAUUUGGGGUCAAUCAUCACCUACAACUCCUCGUUGCUUGCUGAUGUGAAGGCCCGCGUUUCCCGUGCUAAGGCCGACUUCGGGGCUGCUCGCAAGCGCGUCUUUUGCUGUCCGCCCAUACAGUUGCGCAAGCGUGUUAUCCUAUGCCGGCAGCACAUCCUCUCCGCACUCUUCGCUGGUGCGGGUGCCUGGCCUGCAAUGUGUCAAGGUGCCUGGCAUGUUUUGGACCAGGGCGUUCUGGCGCUACAUCGGCAGAUGCUGCGCAUUAAGUCGUCGGAGGGACAGCACUGGUCGCACGAUGAGAUCUUUGACCGAUGCGCAGCCCCAGACGCGGCGGAGCUGCUACACCUGGAGCGGCUCCGUUUCCUCGGGCGCCUUCUUCGCACAGGACCUGCAGAAGCAUGGGCUGUCCUACAGAACAGCCCCGAGGCGUUACAAGCCCUGCAUGAGGCUUGUGCGUGGCUUUACGCCGCGGUACACGGCACCUGUGCUCUUGGGGCGCCCCUUGAGGAUUGGGAUCGUUGGGUUGAGCUCGUCCUUGGUCGACCAAAGGCUUGGAAGGGGCUGCUUCGUCGAGCCGAAACCUGGCACAUAAUCGCGCGUGGAUGCCGUGUGUGCUGGUCCGGCUUUGUGCGCUCCACGUGGGCAACUCGGCCCCAGGCUGCGUGUGCACCCGGCACGCUUGAGCACGGCUGCCUUCUUUGUAAGAGGGCCUUUUCCAGCUUUCAUUCCUGGGCCUCGCAUGCUUCGCUCAAGCACGGUUAUAGGACUAAGCAUUUCCGGUUGGCCAAGGGUCUCCGCUGCAGGGCAUGCGGCUCCCUCUUUCCGUGUACCCGUAAGCUGCGUACCCAUUUGGGGCUAUCCCGUGCCUGCUUGCAAGCACUCGAGCGUGCAGACCCAGAUUUGCUCCCCGAGCUUCACGGGCAGGAUGGCCACGCCCAAUGUCGUGCUAGCGCCGGCCGCGGCACUGCACACCUCCCACCGGUUGUGGCCGACUACGAGCCUGCUCUCCUCGAUAAGCUUCGCACGCUCAUGCCCAGCACUGAUGAUGCGAUCUUCGAGGCGGUGAGAGAGCAUGUGGCCUCCUUUCCUGCUCUGCACCGCACAUUGCAGAUAUGGGUCGACGAGCUUGGCCCCGGAUCAGUGUGCGACGCCGCGGCGGAUGUGCUGCUGUGCAUGCAGGUCGAUCUCUUGUGUGAUGACGUUUUGCCGCGACAUGAUGGUCCUCGUCAUGCGCUGGUUGAUCCGCUUGUCUUGCCCCUCGUGUGGUGUCCGCGUCCUGCCGGACUUCCCGGGCUCCUCAGCGGCGCGUCGCUGGACUUGGGAUCGAGGAUCCUUGACAUCGCUCCCGGAGGCGGCUGGCGUACUUACCCCUUUUGGCUUCUUCCUCCCCCCGGGUUGGAUUUCGCAGGGGCUUAUGUCUUCCUCCCACCUCCGCCUACUCAGAGCCUCCCCUUUUGGGCGCUUCCUUCCUGUCCCUUGCGUACCGCUCGCCGCCACCUGCGCUGGCUUGAGACCUGCUUGGGCUGGAUUGCUACCGUGCUCUCGCUGGCUGCCGGUGGCCGGCGCUGUCACCUCUCCUUUGGCUUUUCGAGGAGUUCUCUCGCUUUGCUCGGGGACUGGUUCGAUACCUGCCAGGACGUGGCUCAGGGGCGCGGUGCUUUUUCUGUGAGUUUCACCCGCUGA
Molecule: messenger RNA, 9753 nt
Organism: Symbiodinium sp. CCMP2456
Lineage: Eukaryota; Dinophyceae; Suessiales; Symbiodiniaceae
Source: the annotation of a GenBank genome assembly